AUUGAACGUCGAAACUCUUCUCUCCUAAACGGCGAACAGCCAAAACGAAGAAAACCAACCGAUAACUCCCCUCUUCUUCUUCUCCUCCUCCUCCUCUUAUAAGCAGAGGAGGAAGAUGAGCUGAGAAGAAACCUGCAACAAAUCCAUGGAUACAGGAGAAGAAGAUGACAGGGUAAAGGGAUCUUGGAGCCCGGAAGAAGACGCUUUGCUGAUGUCGUUAGUUAGCACACAUGGAGCCAGAAACUGGUCGCAGAUCAGUGCCGGAAUACAGGGGAGAUCCGGGAAAUCUUGCCGGCUACGAUGGUGCAAUCAAUUGAGCCCGGACGUCCACCACCGCCCUUUUACGACCCAAGAAGAUCGGAUAAUCGUUGAAGCCCAUGCCAAACAUGGAAACAAAUGGGCGACGAUCGCCCGACUUCUUCCGGGCCGGACGGAUAACUCUAUAAAGAAUCAUUGGAAUUCGACUCUCCGGCGGCGGCGCAGGGCGGAGGGCGGCGCGAGCUUGAAAGUCCCCGAGCGGUCCAGCCCUGACUCGGAAUCGGGAGGAAAGAAACAGUGUAGGAGGGCUGAUUUGAAUUUGAAUUUGGCGGAGCCGAUGACGCCGGAGGUGGGGGAUCCUGUUACGAUGCUGACGUUGAGUCUUCCGGGAGAGAUCCCGGCGGUGGCGGCAGCCUCAGCAGAACGCGGUAGAUGUCCGGGGAAGGCGUUGUUGGGGAGCCCGCACUUCAUGUCUGCGAUGAGGAAGAUGAUUGAGGAGGAGGUUCAGCGGUAUAUGAGCGGCCUUCGGCUGGACUGCGGCGGUGGCGGCGGUGGCGGCGGUUGGCGGCGAUGGAGUUUACAGUGCGCGGAAGUCGGAGAAUCCACCCAAGGAUUAAUUCUUUCGUUUUGAUAAGUUUUGGAUAUUUUUGCAAUUACUUUUUCGAUCCUCUUCUUCUUCGAAUUGGAAAUAGGAGAAAUAAUGGGUAGGAAAAUGUAAAUAAUCAGGAAAAAAUAUUUUUAGCAUAUAUGUGUAUUAUUUGCAUCAAAUAAAUUUCUU
Phalaenopsis equestris is the source of this 1036-nucleotide messenger RNA. Its product is annotated as transcription factor MYB44-like. The transcript has a single exon. The coding region runs from base 146 to 889 and encodes 247 amino acids. NCBI's taxonomy places the organism in Eukaryota, Viridiplantae, Streptophyta, Magnoliopsida, Asparagales, Orchidaceae. The record is from RefSeq and is a predicted model, not a curated record.